AUGCCAAAAACAAUCCGUACCUCAGGUAUUCUGCGCCGCUGCGCCGCUGCCGCAGCACUUGCCACUGGCCCUGACAAAAGCAACCAUAUCGCCAUAGCCGCAGUGAUCGACACCGACAACACACGCUCGACCAAAUCGACACAAUACAUGUUCCCGACAAUCGAGACAACCGCCCUCGAUCGUGCCACCUUCGACGCGUCAAGCUAG
Molecule: messenger RNA, 207 nt
Organism: Penicillium nucicola
Lineage: Eukaryota; Fungi; Ascomycota; Eurotiomycetes; Eurotiales; Aspergillaceae
Exons: 1
Coding region: 1-207 (68 amino acids)
Source: RefSeq, a predicted model, not a curated record